AUGUAUACAUGCAAGCAUGUGCUGAGCAAUGGCGAGUGGAUGAGCCUCCAAGAAUAUCAUCAAGUAUAUUCAGUAUAUAGUGUCAUAGACAUGAAAUUCAUUCCAUGGUGGGGGUAUUACAUGUGUAUUGAUCAGGGGACUUGGUUUCUUACUUGUGAAGAGAGCAUUAAAAAAUUGAACAAAAAAACUGCAGUGAAGUGUGGCAGUUACUUUGCAGAAACUGUUACUGCAAAAGUUCUGUGCCUCAAUCUGCAUGGAUUUGCAUAUUACAUGGAGCUGCAUAAAGUUGCGCGGAGCUGCGCGGAACUGUGCGGCACUGCGUGGGACUGGUGCCGCAGGGGUUACGGCAAAAGUUCUGUGCCCGAUCGGAAGUGA
Lentinula edodes (shiitake mushroom) is the source of this 375-nucleotide messenger RNA. RefSeq lists its product as uncharacterized. The record is from RefSeq and is a predicted model, not a curated record. The coding region runs from base 1 to 375 and encodes 124 amino acids. The transcript is spliced from 5 exons. NCBI's taxonomy places the organism in Eukaryota, Fungi, Basidiomycota, Agaricomycetes, Agaricales, Omphalotaceae.